GUGAACCAUGUCAAGACUGCAAUAAGAAAGUUGAGGUCUUGUAACUGGCUCUACAGAGAUGUCAGUGAGAAAUGCAUUGAUGAGAGCACUAAGCACAUCAUUGAGGUCUCUUACAAUGCAACCCCAGAAAUGUUGAAAAAAGUUUCCCCAGAUGAGGUAGAUGGGUUUCAGGCCUACACCAUUAGAAACCUGGACAGCAAGCUCUCCAUUGGUUCAGACUUAGAGCAGUACAGACUUAUGAGCAUCACAGAGUUUGUACUACACUAUGUUUUGAAGAGCAUUGAUAUUGUGCAAGCUAAGUUUCACUUGGUCAGGAGACCCACAAGAUGAAUGUUUUUUCCACUGAGGCCAAAGUAUUCUUCUGUUUUGCCUCAAUUAUUAGCAGCA
Molecule: messenger RNA, 387 nt
Organism: Geodia barretti
Lineage: Eukaryota; Metazoa; Porifera; Demospongiae; Tetractinellida; Geodiidae
Source: the annotation of a GenBank genome assembly